Messenger RNA from Enhydra lutris kenyoni (northern sea otter), 870 nucleotides. RefSeq names its product chromosome unknown C17orf78 homolog. The record is from RefSeq and is a predicted model, not a curated record. The transcript is spliced from 7 exons. The coding region runs from base 1 to 870 and encodes 289 amino acids. Lineage: Eukaryota; Metazoa; Chordata; Mammalia; Carnivora; Mustelidae.
AUGGAUACCAUCUUGGUCUUCAGCCUAAUCAUUACGUCCUAUGAUGUCAGCAAGAAAGAUUUCAGAGAUAGCAGCUGCCACGUGGAACAGUUGCCUGGGUUCAUCCCAAAGGAUGUGAGAAGAACUGGGGAUGUGCUCACGCAAGAGGCUCAGGCACAAGCCAGAACAUCUACCUUCAUUCAAAAUCAGACUGUGGCUACCCUGCAGUGCCUUGGCUCUGGGAGCAAAGUCAAAGUCAACCUUGUUUAUUCAGAGAAAGGGUCAAAGAUCAAUCAGACUCUGAAGAACCUGAGAGUGAUCGCUGCUCCCCGCAGAAACAGCACUGCCUCCCCAAAUUGUCACUUAACCUCCACAACCAAGUUUCAGACUGGAUCCCUUCUCACAGGGCAAGCUUUUUUACCAGGGAUCUCCCGAUGUAAGGUCUAUGUGAUGAUGAGGGCUGCAUUGGAGACUUUUUCUACCACCAUCACCUCCAUAUCUCCUGGGAAUAAAGAAGGAGAGAAAACUACAAGUACUGAUGAUUUUUCUAGCCCUUUGAAAGAAGACACAGAUGAGAACCUAAAGAAGAGGCAGAAAUGGAGCAUUGUGGUCAAAUUUCUGAUUGCUAUCACCCUGUUGUUGAGUGGAGUUGCCAUUAUAGUGUUUGUCAUUUUUGAAGUCCCAUGCCCUAGUCAAUGCCAGGGAACCAGAGAACUAUGCCAACGCCAGCGGUUAUGGAGAAGGCAAAGGAAGGCAGGCCAGCAACCUGGGGCAGCUGAAUCCCAGCUUGAGUCUCAGCCCAAGAAGGAAAGUGUUGGACAAGAUGCUCCCAACUCAUCAAGUCCAAGGAAAGCUGCAAGGAUCACUAUCAUCCACGAGACAUACUUCUGA